AUGAGCGAGACAUCACAAGAAAGCGAUUUUAAUAAUGUUGUUCAUCGCGUUUGGAAUGCGCUUGAUGUUGCCAGACGGGAACUGGCGUCGCAGAGGGACGAAGACAACCUGCUGAGAGCCACAAGGAGCACAUUUAGGAGGCGAAGAAGAGCGGGUCCGAUGGCAGAAGCACAAGCACCUGUAAAUAGGCCAAGUGGAGUUUGGAAAGUGAAGCUCUUCCUGCUGCCAAAUGCUGACCAAAUUGUCCUUCCGCCUCAUGCAGAAUGCAGAAAACUAACCAGAGUGGGCUUAGGGAUCCCGAGUCACGAUUUGCCAGGGGAAGGCUCACAAAGAUGUUAUGCACAACUUUCCUGGACUCUCCCAGAGUUUAAUAAUUACAUUUGCCAAAGCUUUCCCACAGUUAGCCUGAAUGUAAUUGGAUUUCAUCUCGCCAGAGUGGACAAGUCCAGGGUUCUGAGUAAAAUUCAGGCAAAUACACUGGAGGAGGUGAAGAGAUCAGUUGGCAGAAGCAGGGUGUAUAUUAUUCCCCAGACCAAUAUUACACUGCCACAGAUCCCAGGACCUGAAAGAACUCGUACCCUGCCAGAAACAUCUCCACCUGAUGGACCUGAGUCUCUACCUGCUUCUUCAUCAUCCACACCACCAAUGGCCACACCCACUACUUCACCAUCAGCCGUCAGACCAGCAGUCUCACCUGCUGCCCCCCCAGCAAUUCAUGUAGGUCCAGCCCUGUCCCCCGCACCAUCAGCCAUCAGACCUCCGGCCUCACCCGCUGUCGCCCAGGUCACACCGCCUGCUCCUACAGCACCCAUCGGCAUGCCACCGGUCACAUCUAGUGCAAGUUCCCAGUCCCCUCCCCUUGGCGUCAUGUCCCUGUCUUCGACGAUGGACGGUGAUGCGGGAUCACCGAGGACAGACACGAACCUAUCACUCGAGGCAAGUUUGGAUCCUGCACAGUGGGUGAACGCUGGCACCCCAGAGGUCUUUUACAGAAGGGCCCGUAUGGAACCACUCAACAGGACUCCUGUCAAUGACCUUGUUAUUGCGGACCCUGAGGAAGCGGAGGAGGACGACAUUAUUGCAGUUCCAUUUGAAAGUGACAGUCCUCCGUCGGUACGUUCAAUUCUUUUACACUGCAUUCAACUGGGAGAAUAG
Molecule: messenger RNA, 1155 nt
Organism: Micropterus dolomieu (smallmouth bass)
Lineage: Eukaryota; Metazoa; Chordata; Actinopteri; Centrarchiformes; Centrarchidae
Product: nascent polypeptide-associated complex subunit alpha, muscle-specific form-like
Exons: 7
Coding region: 1-1155 (384 amino acids)
Source: RefSeq, a predicted model, not a curated record